Messenger RNA from Exophiala oligosperma, 2449 nucleotides. RefSeq lists its product as uncharacterized. The transcript has a single exon. The coding region runs from base 759 to 1913 and encodes 384 amino acids. The record is from RefSeq and is a predicted model, not a curated record. NCBI's taxonomy places the organism in Eukaryota, Fungi, Ascomycota, Eurotiomycetes, Chaetothyriales, Herpotrichiellaceae.
GAGAAGGACAGCGGCAGCUCAUUUUCCACUUCUUGUAUUACCGAGUACUUGUAUUCCCUACGAUAUUACUAUGGGCAAUUCUCAAGGUCAGCGGAGAUACUGAGAUCUUGUUACUCCCCUUGCCAACUCGUUACCCGCGUUCCAUUACCGCAUCCAAAUUCCCAAAUGUCUUUUGAUUUUGAGUAUAUAUACAUCCCUUCUCCGGGGGAGGGGCUUUUCCCAUUUAACCUGAAGAAAAGUACAUAACAUUAUUAAAUAACAUUAGCUGGCUUCUUCUUUUUUCCUUUUCCGGCCUUCUUCCUUUUUCAUCUUUUUGUUGCUGUCCAAAUUUGUGGAAAUGAUGGUAAAUCCAUGAUCUCCCGUCCGCAGAAUGGCAUCGUGUGGCAAGUUGAUGGACCUCAGAGCUAACAACGGGCAAAAAUCAUACCUUUUCGUCGUGUAACGAUCAUUGUGUACGGACCUUGACACCCACGUCACAACAAAAUUGAACAUCAUCUCGCUGCUAUGUUGCGUGUAUAAUCGCAGCAAAACAGCAAAAAAGCAAAAAACCCUAACCGAAGCACCAUCGUUUAGCCGCGCACUUCACACUCGACAUUUACAUGUUACAUAUAAUGCUCGUCGCCGCCAGAGUAUAACACGUAUCUCAACCACACACAAUCACAACCACCGUCGCUCCUCCUCUGGUGGUCUACUGUCUCUACCACACCAUAAACACCGAAACCCAAAAGACGUGAUCGGACACCGACCUUCGCUCCACCAUGCCUCUCAUAAACCCAGCACGACUGUUUCGGGUCCAUCGAGACCCCCCAAAACCACGACGACCGUUCGACAUAGACAAUUACCUCAACCCUUUUAUCCCGCAGAACCCGUUGCGCUUCUUCCCGUCAUGGUUCUCUCACUGGUUCGGGUACCGUGCGCCGCGCGCCUCCUCGGCGGGCCAGAAGCCUCCACAACCUCACUCGCCGUUCCACACACUGUCACUGUACCUUUCCGUCAUGCUCGGGGCGUUCUGUGGGGUGGCCAUCAUCGAAAACGUGUUUUUGGCCCUGCCCACGCUGUCGGGCCACGCCGCGCCCAUCAUCAUAGCCUCGUUCGGCGCCGCCGCGAUCCUGGAGUACAACACGAUAGAAUCGCCACUCGCCCAGCCCCGGAAUCUGGUGGUGGGUCAUUUCCUCUCCGCCGUGGUGGCGGUGGGCAUCACCAAACUCUUCGAGCACCUGCCCCCCGACCGGUUCGAGGAGCUGAGGUGGCUCGCGGGCGCCCUGGCCGUGGGGGCCGCCAGCGCGGUCAUGAGUCUGACAAAGACGGUCCACCCUCCGGCCGGGGCGACGGCCCUCUUGGCCGCGACCAACGUCGAGAUCCAAGAGCUCGGGUGGUGGUUGUUGCCGCUGGUGCUGCUCGCGGCGAUGCUCAUGCUCGCCAGUGCGUUGUUGUUGAACAACGUCUUUGACCGUCGUUUCCCCGUCUACUGGUGGACCCCUGUCGAUCUGAGCGCUCUGAGGGAAGAGAGAAGACAAGAAAAGAUCAAGACCGCGUCGGACGACGUGGAGAGAGGGAGCGCACGUGGCGGUCCCGUCACGAACGGAAGUGAGGGGAUCAGUGAUGCGGACACCGAGGCGGAAUCCAACGAGGCGGCGGUGGCGGCCCCGGAAAUUUUGGACAAGGUCACCACCAGAAUGUCCAGAUCGGUUUCGAUUUCGAGGGCGAGCAGAGUGCCUCACCUUGUCGUGAGGGGGAAACCCAGUCACGCCACCAGAAAAGACACAGAGGGAGAAGAUGAGGACGAAGACGACAGAAUCAUCAUCACCCCCAGAAACAUCAUCGUACCGGAUUGGUUCGAGGUGAACGAUUGGGAGGAUGAGGUUUUGCGGAUUUUGAUGGACAGGUUGAGGACCAGAGCGAGUGAGUCUUAGAAAGACUUUUGUUUUUUUGGUUUUUGGUUCGGGGGUUUUUUUUGGGUCUCUUCACAUGGCAAGGCAUGGCGUAGCACAACAUAAAAAGCGUGCACAUAUAUAUACCUGUUUUGGUUAAAAAAUCGUCAGGCGUGUUUGGACGAAGAGAAAAAUCACACCCCAUUGACCUUUCGAAUAAGUCCGUCAAUCACUUGCGACGAUAGGUUCAUGACAAAGUUGGAAAAAAGACCCAACCAAAAAAAAGGAGGUUGAUUCAAUCUGCUCUUAUUGAGAUUCGACCGUGGUUACCAUUUGCCCGAAGACACGAAAACCACAAGACAACCAAAAAAAAAUUGACGACGCCAUCAAUCAUAAAAUUGUGACAAGCCAAAAACUGCGCGAAUGAGAGCCCCGGAGGACGCUCAAUGGCGACGGUCCUAACCGCGCUGUGCAAUGCAGGGACAUCACCAUAGCAUAAAACCCCAUUCUUGAUCGGAGCAUGCUUCCACAAGGUAAGUAUGAGAAGAGAAUUUGACGUGUCCAAACCAUAAACCCGG